GGUUCCCCGGGCAACCGCUCAACAGAUCCGAGGGUUCCCGGAGGCGGCUGUAGCCCACAGCGGGGUCCGCUGGGGUCCGUUGCGGCCAGUAUUUUUUAUUAUGACUUUUCAAGAGAAGAUAGAAGAACAUCCUUUUGUGGAUAUAUUUAAUGAAGAUGAAGCUGACAAACACUUUAUGUUAUCUAAACCUGUUUGCUUUGUUGUAUUUGGGAAACCAGGUGUUGGGAAGACAACAUUAGCCCGUCAAAUAGCACACGAAUGGAAAUGUAUUCGUGUAGAAGCUCUAACAAUUUUGGAAGAACAUAUUGCCAAUGAAACCGAAGCAGGGGUUAUGUUGCAAUCGAUGCUGAUGAGUGGUCAAAGCAUUCCAGAUGAACUUGUCAUAAAGCUAAUGUUGGAGAAGCUCAACUCCCUAGAAAUCUCUCACUUUGGUUAUAUUAUCACUGAACUACCAACACUUCCACAGGAUGCCAUGACUACUUUGCAGCAAAUAACCUUAAUUAAAAAUCUAGAUUUGAAACCUGAUAUUAUAAUCAAUAUUAAGUGCCCUGACUAUGAUUUAUGCCAAAAAGUUUCUGGGCAAAGGCAGCACAGUACUACCGGGUACAUUUACACAAGAGAGCAGUGGGAUCCGGAAGUCAUUGAGAAUCGAAGGAAAAAAAAGAAAGAAGCCCAUAAAGAAGGAAGAGGAGAAGAGGAAGGGGAAGAAGAGGAAGAGCAAGAAGAAGAAGAGGCAUUUAUUGCCGAAAUGCAGGUGGUGGCUGAAAUUCUUCAACAUUUAGUUCAGAGGCCAGAGGAUUAUAUGGAAAAUAUUGAGAACAUCGUUAAACUUUAUAAGGAUAUGAUUCUUCAUGCUUUAGAAGAAAUAAUGGCUGAACACAAUCCCCAGUAUUUCAUUGAGCUUGAUGGAAAUAAGCCCCCAGAGGACCUCUUUAAUACGGUCAUAGAGCGACUUAAAUAUCUGAACCUAAGAAGAGCAGCUGUUUUAACUAAACUUCAGAGUGCAGAGGAAGAACUGAAUGAUGCAAUGGACAAUGAUGAGCUGUUUCGUACUCUUGCAUCUUAUAAACUUAUUGCACCAAGAUAUAGAUGGCAGAGAAGCAGAUGGGGACGCUCAUGUCCUGUGACUUUAAAAGAAGGUAACAUUUAUCCAGGAAUGGCUGACUUUUCUGUAAGUUUUCUAGGUAAAAUGUACUGUCUGGCAUCAGAAGAAACAUUAAGAGCAUUUUUAUUGAACCCACGCCCCUAUCUUCUUCCACCAAUGCCUGCACCACCAUUCAAAGUAUUUGUAUUUGGACCUCCAUCUUCAGGGAAAACAACACUUUGCAAUUUGCUUGCAGAACAUUACAAAGGAAAGGUAGUUGACUAUGCCAAACUUGUUCAGCCACGUUUUGAUAAAGCCCUUGAUACGUUAAAAAAAAAUACUAUAGCUGAGGCCACUCAAGAAGCUAUUAAGACUGUGAGAGAACGGCUUCUCACAGAAGCAGAAAAUAAAAAACAAGCUUUAAAAGACAAGGAAAGAGAACUUAAAAUGAAGGAGUAUAGUAAAGGCUUCGAAGAGGCACGCUCUUCACUUGAUGUCGAUGGGCUCAUUCCGGAAUCCCAAAGAGCAAGCACUGUAGAGGACAAUGAAGAAGUCAAAAUGAAGUUGGAUAGUGAUCCAACUGUUAAAACUGAUCAAGAUGGUUUGAACAAUGUUUUACUCACAGAUGAAAGAGAACCUAGUGAACCACCUGUACUUAAAAUAAGUUUACAAGACAGUCAAGAUCUAAACUUGGAUUUUAAAAAAGACUCAACAGAAGAGGUAACUGCAGAUCAUCCAGAGGUUCUUUCUGUAAUAAAUGAGUUGUCGAAAAUGACAAAGGAUAUGACCUUUGAACAUCCAUAUGAAAAGUAUGCUGAAAUCUUAGAGGAAGUCCUGGAAGAGGUAGUUGAACAAACCAAGAACAGGUUUUCUGGUGCCCCAAAAUCUGGAGGAUGGGUAGUGGACAACUGCCCUGUUACGAAAGAACUGUGGACAACCUUAGUGGAGAAAGGAAUUACACCAGAUUUAGUAAUCUAUUUGUCAGAUACAGAAACCAACGGAAAAUAUUUACUUAAUAGAUUGUAUUUAAAGAAUAAAGCUGAAAUUGAUGCUAAGAUAUUCGAGAGAUUACUAGAUGAAGUAAGAAAGAAAAAAAGAGAGGAAGAAGCAUUAAGAAAAAUCAAAGAAGAGGCAUUGAGAAUAGAAGAAGAAAAUCAAAAGCUAUUGGCAGCUCUGAAUGUGAAAACAAAAGGGGUCGACGAGACUGACCUUGAGGCUUAUGGGGAUAUUGAAGGUGAGGAGAAUGACAUUCCUGAAGUGUCUGAGGCCCUUGAGGAGACCGGGGGGCUCUUAGCAGAGGAGCCUGAAGCUUCUGAGGUUCCGGAACCAGAACCUGAAUCAGAGUCUACUGAGGAAACUACAGUUGGAACAGAAAUUCCAAAAGAAUCCAGAGAGGGUCUGGAAAUUACAUUAUCUCAAACAGAAAUUGUACUACCUGAGUUUCCUGAAGACGCUUAUCCUGAUGUUCCUGAGAUGGACAUACUUAAAGACGAGAUGAAAAAUUACGAGGCCAACUGGAAAAAUCUGGAAGUAAUCAUCAAUGACUCUUUCUUUCCAAUUUUCAAGUUGGAGAUUGCUGGCCAGACUCCAGAGGAGCUAUUUCAGAAAGCCGUGGAGACUAUGGAAAAACCUUUUCAGUAUGUCGCAUGGGAGUUCAAUAUAGAAGAUUAUGAGGAAGAAACAGAAGACCUCCAGGCCGAAGCGGAGAUUGAUGAGGAGCUAGAAGAGGAGGAGGAGGAGGAGGAAGAGAAUGAAGACAGAAUGAAAGAGAAGAAAAGACAUUUGGGAGACACAAAGCACUUUUGUCCAGUAGUUCUCAAAGAAAACUUCGUCCUACAACCAGGCAACACAGAGGAAGCAGCUAAAUAUCGAGAAAAGGUCUACUACUUUUCAAGUCCCGAGGCUAGAGAAAAAUUUAUGGAGCAUCCUCAGGAGUAUGUGGCUCACAAUGAACCAUUAAAGGCUCCUCCAUUAAGAAUAUGCCUUCUGGGUCCCCAUGGCUCUGGCAAAACUAUCUGUGGAAGACAGUUAGCAGAAAACUUGGGCAUCUUUCACAUUCAGUUUGAAGAAUUUCUACAAGAAAAAAUGAUGCUCAAAACUGAAAAGAAAGUUGGACCUGAAUUUGAAGAAGAGGCUGAGGAAGAACAACUUGCAAAACAAGAACUUGAAGAGCUUGCAAUUGAGGCCAAUGUCACACUUGAGAAAGAAUAUGCAAAUAAGCCGCCUCCAGAAGUGCAAUUUACAGAAGAAGAAGAAGCAAUCAGAUUAUAUUUAAUGGAAAAUGAACCAUUGCCUCCCGAAAUUCUAGAAAACAUUCUUUCUGAGUGGUGGCAUAAAGAACCAAUACGUUCCACAGGUUUUAUAUUAGAGGGUUUCCCACGAUAUCCUGAUGAGGCCCAGCUUCUAGGGGAACAUGGAUUUUUCCCAGAUGCUGCUUUUUUAAUACAAGUUGAUGAUCAAGAUGUUUGUGAUCGGCUCCUGCCUCCCCAAAUUGAAAAGUGGAAACUGAAACAGAAGAAGAAAUUAGAAAGGAAAAUGCUCAUUAAAGAAAUGAAGGCAAAAAUCAGGGAUGAUAUGAUUGCUAAAAGAAGGGCUGAACUUAUAGCAGAGAAAGAGAAAAGAAGGAAAGAGGAGCUUGCUAGAGAAGAUGAAGAAAUGAGUGACGAAGAGACAGAAGAUGAUGAUGAUAUUGACAAUAUCCUUGAGGAAGAAUUUCCGAAAGAGGAGGAAGUAAUGAGUGAGGAAGAAGAAGAACCGGAAGCUGAUGCGAUUGAACGCCUGAGAGGUGACCUGUUAGACAAAUUUGAAACAGAUACACGUUAUUUACAAGGAAUACAGGAUGAAUUUGAAAAGUCUUUGAUACCACUAAUUGUCAUUAAUGGAGCUCGGAAAAUCCACAUUGUACAAUAUUUAUUGAAUAAAAGACUGAAACCACUGGUGGAAAAUCGGGCAAGCAUUUUUGAGAAGUGUUAUCCAAUAUCAUCACGCCUUGCCCAGAAACUGCUCAGCUUUACCUAUAAAUAUAUUAGCACAUUCGGCUACUGGGACCCUGUAAAGCUAAGUGAAGGAGAGACACUCAAGUCAAUUGAAAGUCCAGAUAAUCCAUUUUAUCCUGUAAUCCAUCGUCAGUAUAUUUACUUUUUAUCUAAUAAGGAAACUAAAGAAAAAUUUAUGAAGAACCCAAUCAAAUAUAUUCGCCAACCCAAACCUAAGCCUAAUAUGCCCAUUAAGAUCGCAAUUGUGGGACCUCCAAAAUCUGGGAAAACUACAGUUGCCAAAAAAAUUUCAAGUGAAUAUGGCAUAAAGUGUUUGUCAGUAGGAGACGCUUUGCGUUCCGUGUUAAGCAACCAACCAGACACAGAGCUGGCACUUAUGUUAAAUUGGCAUCUUCAUAAAGGAUUGACAGUACCUGAUUCUCUGGCUAUUCAAGCCUUAGAAGUAUCUAUGAUGCACAGUGCAUGUAAUACCACAGGUGUUAUCAUCGAUGGAUAUCCAGUAACCAAGUAUCAAGUGAGUCUUUUGGAGGCCGAGUCAAUCAUUCCCCUGAUCAUCUUUGAGUUGGAUGUACCUUCCAAGGAGAUUUUCAAAAGAUUGCUCCUGGAAAAAAAAAAGGAACAAAGUUUGCCUUAUCCAUUACACAAUAGCUCACAGAUUAUAGCUGUCAAGAAGUCCAAGUACCACAAAAAUAUUGUUGAGAUUAGGCAACAUUACCAAGAACAACAUCAGAACUGGUAUGUGAUUGAUGGUUUUCACAGCAAAUGGUGGGUAUGGAAUGAAGUCAUUACGAAUGUUAAAAUGGUGAAUGGAUACAUGCAGACAUACCUGGAAAGAAUAAAAGAAGGGAAAGCUGCCUGCAUUGACAAGUUAUGCAUCACACCUCAGGAACUGAUUUCUCGCCUGGGCGAGUUUGGACAGUUCUGCCCGGUCAGCCUGGCAGAAUCAUAUGAGCUAGUUGAUUGCUCAGAAAUGGAGAGCUUGGAAUUUGCCGCAGAAUUCAGAGGGCAUUAUUAUAAAAUGGGUUCUCAGGAAAAACUGAAUAAAUUUUUGGAGAACCCAACAUUAUAUGUGCCUCCAUUAGCACCUCAUCCACUCCCACCUGCCGACAUGAUCCCCAAGAGGCUGACCCUGUCAGAGCUGAAGAAGCGGUUCCCUAAGUGUGCUGAGCUCCACGGCUACUGUCCUGUGACCUAUCAGGAUGGAAACCAAAGAUAUGAAGCCCUAGUACCUGGGAACAUUAAGUAUGCCAUAGAAUAUCGUGAUCGUAUAUACAUUUGUGAGAAUAGUGAAAAACUUGAGAAAUUUUUGAGAACACCACUGAAAUACUGGAAUCAGAAGCUUCCAUACAAACUUCCUCCAUUAAAGGAACCAAUACAUCUCACUAGUCUUCCUUUGCCUGGAUAUCUGGAACAGGGUAUCGCAACUUCUCUAAUUAAAGCAAUGAAUGCAGUAGGAUGCUUAAAACCCAAAUUUCCUUUCUUAAGUAUAAAGAAAUCCGCGCUACUCUAUAUAGCAUUUCAUCUAAAAGCCUUUAAUCCCAAAGGUUCUGAAUAUACAAGAAAAAAGUAUAAGAAGAAGAUGGAGCAGUUUAUAGAGAGAUGUGAACUCAUUACAUACCUGAGUGCCCACAUGACCAGAAAAUACAAGGAACCUCAGUUUAGAGCUAUUGACUUUGAUCAUAAAUUACAGACCUUUCUCUCUCUCAGAAAUAUAGACCCAGUUAAAGAAUAGUUUGGUUGGGUGACUGCAGCCAGCAUCUCAAGAGUUAUCUGAAAGGCAUAGAGGGAAAUCAAUUGAAAAUCUGGCCUCGGAUGAACUUCUCCCUCCUGAGUGAGACACCAUGGCUGCCAGACCCCAAAUAGACUCAAAGCUCUGCCAUCCAGGAAGGAGUGCUCUUCUGUAAGCA
Messenger RNA from Myotis myotis, 5987 nucleotides. It is a transcript of the gene AK9, whose product is annotated as adenylate kinase 9. Gene Ontology annotation, molecular function: ATP binding; ATP hydrolysis activity; AMP kinase activity. NCBI's taxonomy places the organism in Eukaryota, Metazoa, Chordata, Mammalia, Chiroptera, Vespertilionidae. Gene Ontology annotation, biological process: nucleobase-containing compound metabolic process. Gene Ontology annotation, cellular component: cytoplasm; mitochondrion. The coding region runs from base 101 to 5812 and encodes 1903 amino acids. The record is from RefSeq and is a predicted model, not a curated record. The transcript has 41 exons.